Messenger RNA from Bactrocera dorsalis (oriental fruit fly), 804 nucleotides. RefSeq lists its product as uncharacterized. Bases 306 to 593 code for a protein of 95 amino acids. The record is from RefSeq and is a predicted model, not a curated record. NCBI's taxonomy places the organism in Eukaryota, Metazoa, Arthropoda, Insecta, Diptera, Tephritidae. The transcript has 2 exons.
CAAAAAUUUUCUCAUUCGACAGAUUGUCUCGAACUUGAAUAACGUUUUAUAACAUAUUUUUUCAAUAUUUUAAUAAAAAAAUUUUAACGUGCAAAAAAAUUGAAUUUCAACUAAUUUAUUGUUAAAAAGCUUGUGCGAAAAAAAGAAAUAAAAAGGCAAAAUAGGAGAAAGGACAAAGGAAACAAAAGAUCGCUAUCAAAGGUGUCGGCGGAUGAGGCGCAAUCCACAGACGCGAUCAACAAACAGACCAGUGAGGCAGACGUGAAGAGCCAGGUUCACGUUAAAACAACAACAACAGCCAGGAAAUGAGUAAGACGAAAAGCGCCACGACAAGCACACGUAAAAGCAGCCACAAUUACGACUAUCAUGAAGGCGACCAUCACGACGAGCUGUCGGAUGAGCUGAGUAUCUCCAGCUCAGAGGACGAUGUUGUGGCCACAAGAAAAUCGCGCAAACUACAGCCGACAGAUGCCGCUGAUUAUGAGGAGGGUGGAGGCAUAUACGACCGAGGUGGCCGGAGGCGACGCCGCAGCGGCAGUAAGAGGCGUCGGAGCCGUGGCAGACGAUCGCGCUCACGCCGUCGUCGCCGCUAGAUUUUUUCUUUUGCUUGCAGUUUUCUUUUUUAUUUUUUGGAUAAAUUUUGUGUGAAAGAAAUUAUAAUUUUCUUUAUUUAUUUUAUUUAAUUUAAUUUUUAAUUUUUGGUCCAACAACACUUACGCCGUUGACAAAUUUUGUAUGCUUGUAUAAAUCUAUUGUGUAGAAAUAAAUUGUAAGUCAUACCUUAUAGUACAUAAUGUAUGUAUG